AAAAACAGGUGAAAACCAGAACACCAACGCGAGAUUUUUAUAAAGUUUUAUAUGCUUUGGCGUAUAUCUAUUGACAUAUCUACUAUGUGUGAGACUUUGAAAUGAUAAAUAUUUCUUUCGCUGGUUGUGGUUUUCAUGGCAUAUACCACAUCGGUGUUAUUUCAUGCCUACAGCGUUAUGGCAAGAACAUCAUGAAAGAUAUACGUGGCUAUGGAGGUGCUUCUGCUGGUUCAUUAGUAGCUGCAAUGCUAGCCACGUCUACACCUCUUGAACACGGUCUGCAGUUUACCACAGAUCUAGCUGACAAAGUUCGUGGACAUUUUUUAGGGGCUUUGAACCCCUCAUUUGAUUUGAUGCAACACCUUGACGAUGCUUUGGAUACGUUCCUACCACAUGACGCUCAUUUACGUGCUAGUGGCAGGCUGUAUGUUUCUAUUUCAAGUUUUCCGCAGUGCAAGAAUUCAAUAGUAUCACAAUUUGAUUCCAGGGAUGACCUGAUACAGGCUUUAUUGGCUAGUUGCUACAUUCCAAUUUAUGGUGGUACCAAGGUUCCAAUAUAUAAAGGCAAGAAAUGGGUAGAUGGUGGAUUUUCUGACAACCUUCCCAUACCUGAAACAGGAAAAACAAUCCGUGUCUCACCUUUUUGCGGAGAUUUUGACAUCUGUCCAGAAGAUAAACAGUCCUUAAACCUGUUCACUGCAGAAGUAGUUAAGAACAUGAAAAUUGUUAUUAACAUACGAAACAUGGAGCGUGGCCUUCAAGCCUUAUUCCCACCCUCAAAAAAAGACCUGCAGAGGAUUUACAUGCAUGGAUAUAAUGACGCUUUGACUUUUCUUGGUAUAUAUGUGUCAAGAUAAUUUUAGAAUAUAAUUUGAGCAUAAAAUUUAUUUAUGUAUGUUUUAAAAUGCAGAAAAUACAGAUUCGCAAAGUUCA
This is a messenger RNA of Dendronephthya gigantea, 933 nucleotides long. Its product is annotated as patatin-like phospholipase domain-containing protein 4. Gene Ontology annotation, biological process: triglyceride catabolic process; lipid homeostasis. The transcript has 3 exons. The record is from RefSeq and is a predicted model, not a curated record. Gene Ontology annotation, molecular function: triacylglycerol lipase activity. Lineage: Eukaryota; Metazoa; Cnidaria; Anthozoa; Malacalcyonacea; Nephtheidae. Gene Ontology annotation, cellular component: lipid droplet; cytoplasm; membrane. Bases 102 to 857 code for a protein of 251 amino acids.